AAAGUCUAAAGUUGCUCUGCCAAUGCAGCAAAAUAAAACCGCGUGGACAGCCAUGCACAUUUAUGGUUUUCUUUCUUUUCUUUUAUUGGCUUAGGUUGUCACUUCUAUAAUUUCUUAGAUCCCUACUUAAAUUAAAUUUUAUAAUGAGAAAAUCCUAUCAUUCAUAAUCUUUUCGCCCACAUAAUAUUAAAUAUCAACUACUCAACAAAAUUAUAUGACAGUGGUUAUAGAAUCAGAUUAGACAAAUUACAUAAUCACUACUCAACUCUAUUUGCUGGCUUCUCCCUCUCUCAUUUUUUUUUAUACAUAUUUUACUGACUUGAACUCAUAAUGUGAUUUAAAAUACCAACUCUGGCAUCUCAUGAUUUUUUUUCUCUGAUAUAGAUCACACAAACUCUCAUUUUCAAUCUUCAACUAAUCUCUCAACCACUAAGGCAUGAAUUAGAUCAACAAUGUUAAUUCUUAAAACAAAAACUCAUAACAGGGAAAGUUUUGAAACAGAUAUAUGGAUGGGGUCGUGCAAGCAAUGCAGCGUGCUUUCUGGGGUUGAAAAACAGAGUACACAUCUCCCUAUAGUCCCAUACUUGUCUCCAGUCUUUUGCUUUGAAUGCUUUUGUAGUUUUGUCUCCUGAACACCUGAUCCUUACAGUUGUCAUAAAAUUUUAAUUUCUCGUAACUUAUUCACUACUAUUAUACAAACCCAAGGCAGAUUAACAUUUUAAUUAAUCACAAAGAUUAUUUUCUUUUUCUUUUUCUAAAUCAGGUCCUUCUAAAGAAAUGAAAAUGUCAUGAUCUUGGUACUGUAGCAACAACUUAAGUCAUCAGUUUGAUUUGACUUUGAUUAUGAAAUUCAAAGAAAUUUUCACUCAACUUCCCCACAUUGGAAUUCUACAUAAACCCAGUUAAGCUUGUGCUAUACUCAACAUAGACGCAUACUUUCUUUCUCUUUCCUGAGGUUUUUUUCUAGGCAACCAAACAGAGAAGCAUGGGAGAUAUACUAAGUGAAGAACAGAUUGUUGAGUUCAAAGAAGCCUUCUGUCUCUUUGACAAAGAUGGGGAUGGUUGCAUUACAGUGGAAGAAUUGGCAACGGUGAUUAGAUCCCUGGAUCAAAAUCCGACGGAAGAAGAGCUUCAGGACAUGAUAAGUGAAGUCGAUGCCGACGGAAAUGGAACUAUUGAGUUUGCAGAGUUCUUGAACUUGAUGGCCAAGAAAAUGAAGGAAACUGAUGCAGAGGACGAACUUAAAGAGGCUUUCAAGGUUUUUGACAAGGAUCAAAACGGGUAUAUCUCAGCUAAUGAGUUAAUCCAAGUAGUACUUUCAACCCAAGGUUUAUUCAAUGAGAGAAUUCAAUCCAAAACCUGCUAAAGCACCCAUUCAAUUUGAAAAGUUUGACUUGGGUUCCAAUCUUUCAUCUUUGAGCUUUGCGUUCAUAUUGAUAAGUAUGAAAAUUAAAUACAAAUAGCUAGCUAUGGGGACCAUUGCUACUGACUAUGCAUCCAUGAAAGUUUGUUUAAAACUUUUCAAAUAUUACAUUCAUACAGGCUGUAAUGUUUUUUCCAUGCAAUGAAUAUUAGCCAUAUUUUUUAUAAGACAUUGCAUUUGGGGUUUUGAAUUUUUUUAUUAUAUGCAUUUAAAAAGAACUCAAACCAAAU
This is a messenger RNA of Durio zibethinus, 1653 nucleotides long. NCBI's taxonomy places the organism in Eukaryota, Viridiplantae, Streptophyta, Magnoliopsida, Malvales, Malvaceae. The record is from RefSeq and is a predicted model, not a curated record.